Sclerotinia trifoliorum is the source of this 1609-nucleotide messenger RNA. The record is from the annotation of a GenBank genome assembly. NCBI's taxonomy places the organism in Eukaryota, Fungi, Ascomycota, Leotiomycetes, Helotiales, Sclerotiniaceae.
AUGAGGCCUACUAUGUAUGCAACCUGCGUUUGUCCUGUGAAUAUCCCGUAUUUAGCAUGGAAUCAUAUGCAGUCUUCUCCGAAAACUAUCCCGGAGACAGCAUGCGAGGGAAUGCAAUUGGUAGCAGUAAAUUUGAGGCCACCUAUCACACUUCUUGGGGUGACCCUCAUCCGCAAGAGUAUGCACAAUGAGAUUCGAAUUGGUGUUUUCCAACAUCGAGGAUUCCAUAAUUUUUGAAUAACCGCUCGUGAUUGGAGCGUUUGAUUUUUUGAGGCCUACAAGCAGGGGAUAGAAAAUACUUGACGAUCAUUGGAUGCACAGUUUCGCUUCCUACAGACGUAGGAACCAAGCGACCAUCAUUUAAACCCUCGAAUUCCCCAAUUUCUUUCCUUUUUCUUUUCUUCUUUUCUCUCCACGGCGCGAGAGGCGGCGCUGUCACUCCUCACUCUUUUUUGUCCUGCAUAUUCACUCCUUAGGGUCUUCUUGCCUUGUUUUGAGCAUCUUUUCCGAUCAUUUGCACUUUUUUUAACCCUAUCUCAAGGGCCUCCGUUACGAUCCAGGAGGCCCAAGGCGAAUAGAACCUAUCUUCUCUGACUACACUGCUGGGAAAGAAAACGAAAACUAUCUACCACUUCAUUUUGACUUUAUCGAUCCCAGCCUUUUAGAUCUCAGGACAUAUCCUGUUCCUUCUUGUUUCGAGCCGAGUCCUGCUGUUGAUGCUCAGGAAGCACACGGACAAUUUAAUGCCAAUGAAGACUCUCUUGUUCAAGACUGCAGCUCGCGAAGUUUCGAUCCUCUGCCUUACACUCCUUACAAUACCUUCCCAGAUCUACCUGCGCUAGACGCGUAUUGUGAUCAGCCUAUCGAAUAUUUCGAAGGACCCGUUGAAGGUCAAAUCGGAGACUGUCCCUACCCAAACCCACCAGCCUCUAUUCCUCAUGUCGAGCAAUUCCAACAUCAUCAUCCUAUUGCUUCAAAUUCGCCUCAACAACCAGAACCCCAACCAAUUGCUCAGCCAUCCUCUACUGCCAACAAUCCUACUUGUCCAGAAUGUCAAAAAACAUUUGCACGUGCCUGUGACCUGAAGUUAGUGUCAACUUUUUUCUAUAUUGCUAUUGCUAUUCAAAAUGCUAAUUUCCAACCUCAGCGUCCACAAGAAAUCACACACCCUCCCUUUCAAAUGUCCAAGACCCUCGUGCAAAUCACUCGGUUUCCGGUAUCGCAAGGAUCGGGACCGCCAUGUUGCAGACAUACAUCCCGAACUCAUGCCUGGUGCUGAAAGAUAUUUCUGUCCUUCGGAAAGCUGUAAGCACUCAAGAGCUAAAGGCAAAGGGUUCCCAAGGAAGGAUAAUUUUGCAAGACAUGUGAAGAAUUGUAAACAUAGGAACAAGUAAUUGUGUGGCAAAGGGAAUUGCUGUGUACGUAGUCAUUGGGAGCACUGAGCGUUGCCUUUAAAACAGGAAUAUAAUGUGUUGAUAUCGAUUGCCAACAUUUAUGCAUUUGAUGAGUGUGAUUAUAGCAGUAUGACGAACCAUUUUCGAUGCAAGUAAAAAAUGAUCCGAGGCACAACACCAGAAUAACAUAACAAUGAAUGAGGAUUGAAGCUUUC